UCGGUUUACCGACACCGGAGAAGCGACCAUGCUGUGGAAACUAGUUGAGAAUGUCAAGUAUGAAGAUAUAUAUGAGGACCGGCAUGACGGUGUCUCGAGCCACAGCUCGCGCCUGUCCCAGCUGGGCUCGGUAUCGCACGCGGGACCCUACUCCAGCGCGCCGCCGCUGUCUCACGCGCCCUCGUCGGACUUCCAGCCUCCGUACUUCCCGCCGCCGUACCAGCCGCUCGCUCACUACCAGAGCCAGGACCCGUACUCCCACGUGAGUGACCCCUACUCCCUGAACUCCCUGCACCAAAGCCAGCAGGGCGCAUGGGGGGCGCGGCAGCGGCAAGACGCCGCCGGGGACCGGAUGGAGAGCUCCGCUCUGCUGGCGCAGCCCCGGGCCUCGCUGCCUCAACUGUCCGGGCUGGACCCACGGCGGGACUACGGCGGCGUACGGCGGCCCGACGUGCUGCUGCACUCCGCUCACCCGGGACUGGAGCCCGGUAUGGGGGACGGACUGCUGCACGGGCUGCACGGUAUGGAGGAUGUCCAGACCAUCGAAGACACCAACGGAACGAACAUCCUGGAUCAAUCAGUAAUUAAGAAAGUUCCCAUGCCACCCAAAAACGUGGGCUCCCUGAUGCUCGGCAAGGACGGGCUGAUCGGCGGAGUGACCGUCAACAUAAACGAGGUGUUCUGCUCGGUGCCCGGCCGCCUGUCGCUGCUCAGCUCCACCUCCAAGUACAAAGUGACCGUGGGGGAGGUGCAGAGGAGACUGUCCCCGCCCGAGUGCCUCAACGCCUCCCUGUUGGGGGGCGUGUUGAGAAGAGCGAAGUCCAAAAACGGUGGGAAGUGUCUGAGGGAAAAGCUGGAGAAGAUCGGACUGAAUCUACCUGCCGGAAGACGCAAAGCCGCCAAUGUCACAUUACUAACAUCCCUCGUAGAAGGUGAAGCGGUCCACCUGGCCCGGGAUUUCGGUUACAUCUGUGAGACGGAGUUCCCCACCAAGGCCGUGAGCGAGUACCUCAACCGGCAGCACGCGGACCCCAACGAGCUGCACACGCGGAAAAACAUGCUGCUGGCGACAAAACAGCUGUGUAAGGAGUUCACAGACCUGCUGGCCCAGGACAGGACUCCCCUGGGCAACUCGAGGCCCACCCCCAUCCUGGAGCCCGGCAUCCAGAGCUGCCUCUCCCACUUCUCCUUCAUCACGCACGGCUUCGGGUCGCCCGCCAUCUGCGCCGCGCUCACCGCCCUCCAGAACUACCUCACCGAGGCUCUCAAAGGACUCGACAAGAUGUUUCUCAACAACCCUUCCAACAACCGGCACGGGGACGCCGGCAACAAGGCCGGUGACAAAGAGGAGAAGCAGCGGAAAUGAAGCAGGGGGAGGAGGGGAGCAAUGGCGGAGAGCCGAGCGGGAGGCGGCAACACACACAGAGGCGUUACACCGUUACUUCUAGCUUUACACCACUGCGACUGACCUGCCACACACAGGGCUGAGGUGGGGAGGAGGAGGAGGAGGAGGAGGAAGAGGAAGGCUUGGUAGAGAGAAAAAAAGGCAGAGGAAGACACCCGUGGGCCAGUGACAGAGAGCACAGAGGGAUUUUUCAUCUGUGUUACGUUCUUCUUUUCAUUCCCCCCGAGGACAUGGUGGUUUACUGUGUUACAUCCAUUUCGCUCCCCCUGCCUGCAUCCUGUGAGACUGAGAUGCUGUGAGCAGCCAACAAAAACAACACCGUGUGUGUCGGCGCGCCUGAACGAAUGUGUUUGUGUGUGCGUGCGCGCGCUUGUGUUUGUCUUCAAACAGAAAAAGCAUUGUGGGUACGAAAAAUCGGGUGACGAGCAUUCUAUCUGUGAAACAGGUUUGUCUGGUUAUUUAACACAAGUACGAGGAGGGAGGGUGUUAAUUUA
Messenger RNA from Xiphias gladius (swordfish), 1899 nucleotides. It is a transcript of the gene tfap2b, whose product is annotated as transcription factor AP-2 beta. The record is from RefSeq and is a predicted model, not a curated record. Lineage: Eukaryota; Metazoa; Chordata; Actinopteri; Istiophoriformes; Xiphiidae. Gene Ontology annotation, cellular component: nucleus. Gene Ontology annotation, molecular function: RNA polymerase II transcription regulatory region sequence-specific DNA binding; DNA-binding transcription factor activity, RNA polymerase II-specific. Gene Ontology annotation, biological process: anatomical structure development; regulation of cell population proliferation; regulation of transcription by RNA polymerase II. The coding region runs from base 29 to 1366 and encodes 445 amino acids. The transcript has 7 exons.